This is a messenger RNA of Aspergillus ochraceoroseus IBT 24754, 1083 nucleotides long. RefSeq names its product arsenic resistance protein. The record is from RefSeq and is a predicted model, not a curated record. Gene Ontology annotation, biological process: arsenite transport; antimonite transmembrane transport. NCBI's taxonomy places the organism in Eukaryota, Fungi, Ascomycota, Eurotiomycetes, Eurotiales, Aspergillaceae. Gene Ontology annotation, cellular component: plasma membrane. Gene Ontology annotation, molecular function: antiporter activity; antimonite transmembrane transporter activity; arsenite transmembrane transporter activity. The coding region runs from base 1 to 1083 and encodes 360 amino acids. The transcript has 4 exons.
AUGGAAAAACAGGACCACGCCGCAGACUCAGAUGUGCCUGGAGACAAGCAAUCCGCAUUCAAGAACCUGGGAAUCAUCGAUCGAUUCCUGGCGAUAUGGAUUUUCCUUGCUAUGGCGAUUGGUAUCAUUCUAGGGAACUUCGUGCCUAGCACCGGUCCUGCUUUGCAACGGGGAAAGUUGGUAGGCGUAUCCGUACCAAUCGCCGUUGGUCUCCUGGUUAUGAUGUACCCCAUUCUCUGCAAGGUUCGAUACGAAAGUCUGCACCAGGUCUUCCGAACACGCCAGAUUUGGAUCCAAAUUGGCUUUAGCAUCUUUUGCAAUUGGAUAAUUGCGCCGUUCUUCAUGUUGGCAUUGGCCUGGGCUUUCUUGCCGGAUGAGCCAGAGUUACGCCAGGGACUUAUUCUAGUUGGGCUCGCAAGAUGUAUUGCCAUGGUCCUGAUAUGGACCGGACUAGCAGGCGGCGAUGAAGAAUACUGCGCUAUCCUAGUAGCCGUCAACUCACUGCUUCAGAUGGCGCUGUUCGCGCCGCUCGGAGUCUUCUUCAUCCAAGUGAUCAGCGGAGACUCCGUCGACUUCGAGUACGCCACGGCCGCAAAGAGCGUCGCAGUCUUUCUCGGGAUCCCCCUAGGCGCCGCGGUCCUGACCCGGGUUACGCUCCGAAAGGUGACAAGCCCGCAAUGGUUCGACCGUGUGUUCCUCAAAUGGGCCAGCCCAUGGUCGUUGAUCGGGCUGCUAUUUACCAUUCUCGUCCUGUUUGCAUCCCAGGGUCGCCAGGUGGUUCACCAGAUCGUCUCUGUUGUCCGGGUCGCCGCGCCCCUGGUUGUCUAUUUCGCCGUUAUCUUUUUUUCGACCCUGUGUGUCGCAUACAAACUAGGCUUCGGCUACCGGCUGGCAGCGACGCAGAGCUUCACUGCCGCAAGCAAUAAUUUCGAGCUGGCGAUCGCGGUGGCCGUUGCCAUGUUUGGCGCCGAUAGUAACCAGGCCCUCGCAGCCACCGUGGGACCUCUGAUUGAGGUUCCGGUCUUGUUGGGGCUUGUUUACGCUGUGAAGUUACUGGCAAGAAGACUGAGGUGGCAAGACUAA